AUGCGCCAGAGAGGAGCUGGUGCUCGAUCUAUUCCUACAAACUUUGGCUUCGUUUUCCACGCCGGCCCUAUCCAAGUUGCCGACACCUCCACCACCGAGCCACCAGUUCCCGCAAACACAACAACAAUUGCCAUUGCUCAAACAGAGCCCCACCACGUGCCUGCGCCCUCGUUUCCUGCGCAUGCGCCAGCGACCAAGAGAAAGAGACUUGUCAAGGAAGAAGAGGACGACCGAGCCUGGUUUCAGAAACGAAAAAGGAAGUCGGCCAAACAUGAAGACUCAGAGCACGACCUUCCCGCUGCGACAACUAAAGUUGCCGUCGACGAAUCGCAUCAAGAGCCUCCAGUUGAGCUGAAGCCGGCCAAGCGGAAAGUACGAAAGCGUGUUCUGGUUCCAAGACCACGCAAGAAGGCUCCCAUUGAACCACAGCCUGAGCCUCUACGAAAGGAGCCAACACCCUUGUCAGAAGUCGCGCCAGAAAUACACCCACCGGCCAAGAAGAAGACGAAAUCUAAAGCCCCUGUGGCCAAGCGAGAGCCGAAAGUACCGCACACGCCCGAUGCACCUCUAUCAGCACAUGAACAGGCACAGGAACAUGAACCGAGCAAUCCCUCUCCACAUACUAUAACAGAGCUCGCUCCUCUCAAGAAAGCGAAAUCCACCCAUCGUCCCGACGACGAGGACAAAAAAGACAACAGGCCUGCCGAAAACACCUUGGAGCGAGAGUCUCACCGCAAUACUGUUGCGACUCUCGUCCAAGAACAGCCAGGCCAGCCACCAAAGAAGAAAAAGAUGGUCAGGAGAGUCCGAGUCCCCAAGGUCUCUACCAGACGAGCCGUACCCACAACCGACGAUUCAUCCGUGAAGACGACCGACAUGCAAGAUGCCAAACCGUCAACAUCAUCCGACGAUGCCCAACUGAGCUUGUUCGAGGCAGUAGCCCCGGCACUGACGACUAAGAAAGCAUCCAAAGCUCCUAAAAAGAUCUUCUUCAAUGACGAUUCAGACAUUGACCUCGACCAGAUGUUGAGUGGCAUUGCUGCAAUGGCCGAGACUAAAACGACAACCAAAGUAGCCACCUCGAAGUCCAGACGUGUCACAAGAAAGAAAAUUGCAUCUUAA
Messenger RNA from Aureobasidium namibiae CBS 147.97, 1122 nucleotides. RefSeq lists its product as uncharacterized. NCBI's taxonomy places the organism in Eukaryota, Fungi, Ascomycota, Dothideomycetes, Dothideales, Saccotheciaceae. Bases 1 to 1122 code for a protein of 373 amino acids. The record is from RefSeq and is a predicted model, not a curated record. The transcript is spliced from 2 exons.